GUCCCGUAACAUGAUGAGAUACUAUUGCCCAGUUGUUAUAGAGUCCUCGAAAUGGUCCAUCAUAAAUGACGUACCAUUUUCCUUUCUUUGAUUUUCUUUCGUCUUCUUCAUACUUCUCAUCUUCUUCUACCAUGUCUGACCAUUUUGUUGAUGACGAUGAAUGGUGAUGGUAGUUUUUAUUUGCUCCAAUUCCCCCCGCCUCUGAGAAAGUUGGACUUCGAGAGCACGAAUUUGUUCCUCCUUUUGCUGUUGCUGGUGCUGCAUUUGCUUGAUUAUUCCUUCCAUUCGCGUGUAAGCGUGUCCGCUAGUGGAUUUGCU
This is a messenger RNA of Linum tenue, 318 nucleotides long. NCBI's taxonomy places the organism in Eukaryota, Viridiplantae, Streptophyta, Magnoliopsida, Malpighiales, Linaceae. The record is from the annotation of a GenBank genome assembly.